AUUCAGUGAUUGUCAUUUGUCCAAUCACAAUUCACAAAACCAUGGCAUCAAAUAAUAAACUCUGGAGCCGUAAACCAGACGUCAAAACCGGGAAAUCCGAAUUUCCGGUUACCAGAUUCCUCCGGACACAAAUCGAUAACAUCAAGAACACAACCGCCGGUCCCGGAAUCGGAGGCGGCAUUGGCUGCGGAGCUGGAAUCGGCAUUGGUCUCACCGGCGGGCUCGGUAUAGCUGCCUCUGAAGGUCUGAACCAUUCUAAUGUGGUUCUUGGAUUCGGUAUGGGUUGCGGUAUCGGGUUCGGGUUUGGAUACGGGUUUGGAGUUGGCGGCGGGUACAGUUUCGAUGACAUUAAAGAUAGAUUUGACCUAUGAGAAAAAGCUCCGGUUCAUAAUUCCGGGUCGGGUUCGGGUAAAGAUUUUUAAUAGAUGAUUAAAAACAUU
Molecule: messenger RNA, 440 nt
Organism: Arabidopsis arenosa
Lineage: Eukaryota; Viridiplantae; Streptophyta; Magnoliopsida; Brassicales; Brassicaceae
Source: the annotation of a GenBank genome assembly